Cinara cedri is the source of this 13425-nucleotide messenger RNA. The record is from the annotation of a GenBank genome assembly. NCBI's taxonomy places the organism in Eukaryota, Metazoa, Arthropoda, Insecta, Hemiptera, Aphididae.
AUGGACAACAACUGGUUUGGUCGUGUAGACAGGUAGGUAUAGGUAACAGAUAUUCUCGGAAUCGUAAUGCCAAAAGACAAGAAUAAUAUAAAUUAUUAUAGAGAUAAACACCAUCCCAUAAACGAGAUAACCGCCCUAAAGGAAACCCAAUCGGCUUAUCUGCAGUCUGCUUGGCUAGAAAGCGAUUUGCCACUAUAUUUACGGCCGUUGCACGAGUCCGCGUCCAGUAUAGUUUUGGAUACGGAACGGACAAUUUUCCAUUCACAGUCUACGAAAAUAGCCGCCGUGUUUCGUACAAUAGUUGCCGAUUUAAUUCGUUUAUUAGGUAUACAAACCUACAUAUUUUUUUUUUCAAAUAUACACAAACAAGUCCGUUGUUUAGUUUCAAAAUCCAGGUAAGCCGCGAAAUCAUUAUUAUGUAAUACACUAAUACAUACCUACCUAUAAUAAUAUUAUGUAAGCGCUGCGUUCUUUUUUCUCAAAAUGUGUUUCCAAAACUGAUAGGUACCUAAUAAUAAUAUUUAUUUACUAUAGACAAUAAUCAAAAUAACACACUACCCACGCGUUAUAAAUUUGAUUCAUACCUACUUAUACUAGGUAUGUACCUACAGAUAAUAAUACUAAUGUUAUUAUUAUUUGUUACAAUUGUGCCGAUUAUAUGCAAAUACUGAUAAUCUAAAAUAAAAUAUUAAGUAUUGUGUUCAAUACGAUUGUUAUUCUUAAAAAAUUAAAUUAAUAAUACAAUUAUAUUUUUUGUUCUAAGAUUUCAUAAGUUGUGUAGGUUUACAUUACAUUACAUUACAUAGGUAAUUUACCUAUCUACUAUUGUAGCUAAGUAUAAAACACAAUUAAUUUGUCCAUAAAAGUACCUAAUCAAUUUAAUACAAAAAUGUACAGGUACUCUUCAACCAAUCCUUGAAAUAUCGCUGAAUUUACUAAUGAACCUUUUUUUUUUGUCUAUUCAAUCUAUUCUCUGGUAGUGUAAAUGAGUCGAUUACAGCAAUUUAAUGGUCAAAAUCGUUCCAUAUCACUAGUGCUUGGAAGUUAUAAGAAUUGCACAUUUUUCUGUACGUGUACUGCAUUUAUAGCAGACCAAGGUAGAAAUACUUUCUAUACGUUGGAGAGUUUAAAAAUUGAACAUUUAAAAUGCAUAUUUUGCACAUUUAUUUAAUUUUAGAAAAAAAGUAUAUAUUUCGUCGGUUUUCAUUGAUUUUCACGUAUUUGUAUGCAUAUUUAAUAUUUUCUAAAAAAAUUGAUUUUUUUAGUCUUUAUAACCAAUUUAUUUAAAAUAAUAUUAAAUUUAAAACUAAAUAUUAUUUAACGUAGUUAUUUAUUGUUAUUUCUUACCUUCUCGGUCUAUUAUUAAUUUUACGACAACUGUGCGAUUUGUAUUUAAUCUUUAUCUUUUUAAUGUAUGUUAAUGAUGAUAUGUUUUUGAAUAAUAAAUUUAAUCAUUUUUUACAUAUAUAACAUUUUUUUAUGCAUAUUUUUAGAAUUUUUUCGUGAAUAUUUGCAUAUAUAUUUUGCCUUUUUUUUAACUACUACUAACUUCCGAGCCCUACAUAUCACCCUGAUUAACGGUACCCUAUAUGUUUUAGAUUCCGUACGCAACGUAAAUGUACUGGUUGUUUUGCUAUAAAGUGUGUUUUUUUAUUUUAUUACUGUGUAUUUGUGAACUACCUACCGACAAUUUUGUUCCGAUCAUCAACUUAUUCAGUGGUAAUUUCUGCUAUCAAUUAGCUGAUCCGUUGGGGAGGUUAUUUUUCGAUUUCCAUUGUAGUUAUCAUAAUAUCUAUCUUAUUAGGAAAAUUUACGCAAAACCGGAUUCUGUUAUUUUCGCUUUUGCUUUUUUGUUAUUUAGUUAAAAGUAGUCGUAGAAACCUGAAAAUAUCUCAAAAUACUUUAGCCCUUUCUAAACGUGAUAAAAUUUGUAUACCAUCUGGUGUUUUUUAAAAUAUUAAUAGCUAAAAUAGUAGAAAAAAAAAAAAAAACUAGGAGUGUGAUGUAGUAGUGUUUUUUAUGUGAGUUUUAUGGUCUAAUUUUUACUAAAAUCGUAAAAAUGACUUUAUUUCAAAAUAUAUAGCUGAGUAUAACUGAACUUCGCUCAGAAUCGUAUUUCGUUAGCAAUGGUUUAUCGUUGCUUAUUUCUAUAAUCAAAUGCGAUUAAAUACCUAACUUUAUGUAUCCUACCUUCUCAAUUUCCCACCUACUACAAUCCAACCAUCAGUAGUAUUAUUUUUUUUGUUUAUCAGCCCAUUGCCCUGAGAGAGCAAGAAAUGAAUGCUGCACUGCUUGAAUGAAGUUCAAUAUAACUAGGUACUGCACACAGGCCUCGUGAUCUAUUGCGGCACUGUCUAUAUUUAUGUAAUUUCGUUCAAUUUUUAAUUUACUCAUUGUACAAUCUCUGUAAAGAAACUUAUUAUAACUAGUACAAAGUGAAGGGCACAAAGUAAAAACCAGAAAAGUCACUUUUUUCCAAAAUGGUAUUAAAAAAUUUGUACUGAUGUGCCGUAUUUUUCGAUACCGGCGAAAAUAUCAGAUUGGUCGAAAGUAAUAAAUGCCGGAAGUGUUUAGACCUAUAGAAAAAAAACAGAUUGUCAAUUUAUAACCCGGGAAGUGUUAGGUUUAUGACACGGCUCUAUGACCUUGGUUAUUAAUAAUAUAAUAUGACAUUAUUAUGUUAUGAUUACUAAAUUUCAAACAUUAAACUUAAUUCGAACUUUUUAAUUUCUAAAAAAAAAUUGUUAUGUUUUUAAAUCAAAAACACAUUCAUCUCAGUUUAAAAAAGAGUGACUUUUCUGAUUUUUUUCCCAGUAUCCUUCAAGUGAUAUUAUAAUCAUUAAGGCAUUGUAUAUGCUUACAUAAAAUAAAAUAAAUUAAAUUAACUAGAUUUUAAAGAGGCAGGAAUUUAACUAAACAACGAUAUAUUUUUCUGUUCAUGGAAAUUCGUGUUUAUGUGAUUCAAUUUUUUUAACUUUUUUCAUAAUUUUUCUUUGAAAGACUUUUCAACGAAAUAUCUCAGAAUUUUUCACGUAGUGCCUUACACGAUACUUUAUUUUAAACACUUAUGGAAAUUCCCAACAGUUCAUCCUUCGCCCUUUUUUUUCUCGAAAAACACUUAAAAUAAUGCUCCAAUUUUUUUCAGUACUAAGUACUGCCUACCUAAUAAGAUGCCAAUUUUCUGAUUUUGGUUAGGUUAUUCCAAUUUGAAACUAAGACUGGCGGUAUUUUCGGUAUACCGAUAAUCGAUUAUUAGAUUGUUGUUCAAGAGUUUGAGAAAUAAUUUUAAUCAAGUUGUUUAACUCGUUUUCAUUUGAGUGUGUACGGUUAUCAAGUUUGAUUGUCAGUUCGUUUUGUUCAUUUUUCAAAUCUAAAAUUAAUAGUGGUUAUAAUUCAUAAAUUAAAUUGUUCGUUAAAAAUGAACCAAGUAUGGUCCGUUGUUUAGCUAUAGGUACUUCAAAAAAAAAAGUCUACUUUGGUCCAUGUAAACCAUAGUAAAGAUAAUAGAAUGUGAAAAAUGAAAAGGUAGGUAACAAACUGUAAUAUGAUAUGAAUUUGCAAUAUGAUUUAAAAAGUAAUCCUGUGUCAUUGUCAUUUAUUAUGUUAUCAUGAAUUACUUCUCGCACUUUAAUUUUUACCAAAAAUUCAAAACGCGUAGAGGUAAAUACUUUAUCUACUCCAAUAGUUUUUAGUAAAAAAAUGAAAAUAAAAUCUGAAUUAUUACAAAUUAUAUUUACAGUUUUGACAAGGUGGCUCAACCAUUACUAUAUUAUAAUGUAUAUUAUGUAUAAAUUAUAAUUUUAAAAUUAUUUAUGCAUGUGUUGAACCAUUCACCUUUAUUUGGGUCUUUAUUUAGAUCUUAAUACUGUUUCUGAAAUCUGAACAAUCUUUGAGAUUCUGAGCGGAGCGAGGAAUUUAUUGAUUUCUCAAUGAUGUUUUAUUUUUAUUUUUUUUUUAUCUGUGAGGUUAGGUUAGGUCUUGUUUAGGACAACUUGUCUACAAGUAAUUUCGCAUCAAUUUUUAAUUAUAGCGCUUUUUUUGAAAGGAAAUUUGACUGGCAUAGUACUUAAGAGAGGUCAUUUUUUUUUUAUUUUUCUAGUAGUUUUCCCAAUAAAUGGAAAAAACGGGAAAAUGUACGAAAUUUAUUCUUUUCAAUUUUUUGGUUUGUUUUGAUUCAGUUAAAAAUGGUUGUAGAGACUUCAAGUUUGGACAGAAAAUUUAUAUUUGUCUUUUCUCAACGUGGUAAAAUUUUCAAACCUUAGACAUCAUAAUUUUACAUGUUUUUUUACGUAAUUUUUGUUCGGGAGGUACAUAAGGCGUACUUUUUGGUAAAAAAAAAAACAAUUGAGUGUAAUGUAGAAUUUUUUUUUUGUUAGACUUUUAAUAUCAAAGUUUGCGAACAUCAUUUUAAUACAAAUUAUUUAGACAUUUUGUAAUGCAUGACUAUUAUGUAAUACAUCCAUGUACCAAUGACUAUUAUGCAUAUGUAAUUAUUUUACCAUAAUAUGACAUAUAUAUUGUUGACAAAGCAACACUAUUAACUGAACUUCUCUCAGAAUCGUUUUUCGUUAGCAAUGGUUAAUCGUUGCGCGCGUACAUUAAAUUUCCUAUUUACCUUCCCAACUUUUCGUCUACAACAGUGGCCCACACAUCGUGCGAAGUAUGUCGGUUUUUCUUUUUUUUUUUAUGAAAUAUUCAAUUAUAUAAAUUAAUCUAUAUAAUAGUUAGGUACCUAGUAUAAACACAGAAUGUAUGAAAGUGUAUUUAUUCUGUGAUAAAACCCUUAAUUUGAUAUGUAGGUACAACAUUUGGUGUGAAUAAAUUCUGUAUUAACUUUCACCCAAUUUACCUAUAAAAAAUAUAUUUGCAAUCUACAAAAGUGUGGCGAGACUAUGAGUGCGUUCGUGUAGCUUCUUAAAUGCUUAUCAACGCCACUGUACUGUUCAGUUUAGUAUUUGCUAGCGCUCAGACUACAACCAUGACGUCACUGAAUCUGAGCGCUACGUCAUCGAUCCGCGCUCACAAACGCUUAUCCCAUCGAAGUAAUGCAGCUAAGGCUCACAAGUUAAUCAAAUGAAAAUAGAUAGAUAAAUAGAUACAUCGAAAUAAUUGAUAACUCUUUGACUAUAUUUUCACCUAAUAAUAAAUUAUUAUUUUUUUGUAGAAUACGACCACGCUAUUUAGACUACGAUUUAUAUAAAUUUAUAGAAAUAAAAAUGUUUGAAGUACGUAUCAUUUUAACAAUUUUUAAAAUAACAUCGUUACAAUUAUAGUACCUAGUAAAAUUUACAGUUGAUAACUGCGAUAAUCGUACAAUCAAUAUGCUUAAAUUUGCGUUCGUCUUGAGAUCCACCUAACAAUGCUAUUUAGCUAUAUGUCUAAACGAACCUUUCAUAAGCGUGAGUGUUGGCAUAAGUACCGUAAGCCUUUAAGCAUGCUACACGAACGCACCCUAUGUUGUAUGAUUUGGAGUGUUAGGUAAUAGACAGAAAAAAGAAAUGAGAAUGCUUAGGUGGAUGAGUAGAGUGACGAAGGAGAUAUGAUAAGGAAUGAGUACAUAAGACAUAGCUUUGAUGUGGUUUCGAUAGUUGACAAAAUGAGAGAAAAUAGACCAAGAUGAUUUGGGCAUUUCAUGAGGAGAGACGAAUAAGAAGCACUAAGAAUUGUAAUGUAAAUAGAAGUAGUAGUAAAAAGAGAGGGGAGGAAGAUCGAAAAAAUAGGUAGUUGGAUGCGGUUGAGAAUAAUAAUGAUAGCGGGUAUACGCGAGAUGGCAGAUCAAGUUAUAAGGAAGUUUAGAACGAGGGUGGUCAAUCCAAAGCAGUUGAAUUAAAGGCUGAGAAGAAGAAAUAAUAUUUUAUAUUCUUAUUUUUUAUCAUGCUUCUUGCUUGCCCUAUUUUACCCAGUUUAAUAUUUUAGUAAUAUAAUUUAUUCCUAGUUUACAGUUUAUACCUAUACUUACUUAAUAUCAAUAGUAUAAUUUACUUAGUUAUCUACUUAUUAUUUAUUCCAAAAUAAUAAGGUUCUUUAUACUUGAUACCUACUUAUAUGCAUUUUCUGUUUAGUAGCGAGAAAAAUACAUACAUUUAUAUUAACAUUUUAUAUACAUACGUUCCUAAUACAUUUUAUUUUUAUCUAAAAAAAAUAUGUGGAGAAGUUGAGACAAAAAUAUCUAUCAUUUAAUUGUAUUUAAGUUAGAUAUCAAAUGCAAAAUAACGUUUUAUAAGGUUAUGAUUUUUACGCAUAUAUUAUCAUCCCUGAAUCAUUAAACGAUGUUUAUUUCGUUUCAAAUGAAUAAAUAUUAUGUCUCUACCUACUUAGUGUUCAUACAAAUAAAUGUUUGCUACCAAACAUCCAUUGCAUUGUGCAUACAAUUUCAACGGUAGGUCGUUGACCUAUAGCAAUUAAUAUACCUACUAUCUAUUUUAAGUUAAUUGUAAUUACGGAAAUAUUAGAUAAGGUUAAUAUUUUAAAUAAUAUACACAAUAUAAUGUAAUAAAUAAUAAUAUUUACCCUUGUGUGUCUUAUUUACAUGGGUAACUACUUCAAAAAUAAUCUCUGUUUACGUAUAAAAAAAACAUACUUUUCAGACUUGUGCCCCAGAAUUAUAGAUGGGUGUUGGUGAUGGUCAUAUAUUUAUGCAUAACGUAAAAAAAUAAUCCAUCUUACUAAUAUUUCAAAUUAAAAUUAUUUUUUAUUACGCACGUUCCAUGGAGGAGGGCUGCUAAUUAACCUAUUGUCGUUGGAUCCGCCAGUAGUUACGAUGAAAAUCAGAUCUUGAUAAUUUUGAUAGUAAUAUUACCGUAAACGUUAAAAUUUGAAACGUGAUAUUCGCUUAUUUUAAAUGUAAACCGUUUCAUACCUAAUUACCUACCUAUUUAUUAUUUGUAUUAUUUAUUAAUUUACUAAAAAUGAUUGCAACCUAAAUUAAAUUUCGAUUGUUUAGGUUAAUAUUCAUAAAAAAAAAUUAUUUUGAAACUAUUCUAAUCACAAUAAUAUAGAAACAUAAUAAAAUUAUGCAGUUAGACAAAUAAUACAAUGACAUUCACUAUCAGUAUAAUAUAAUUCAUUUGUAUAUCAUUAUUUUUAAUUAAAAAUAUUAAUUUAUAAUGUUAUGCACGUUUAAUUAUUAAUAAUAUUACUAUAUAUAGUGAAGCAGGUAAUUUAUGACCUUAUUUACAAUUAUGAGGUGAAGUGAGAAUAUAUAUAAUAUACCAUUAAAAUGACAAAAUAAAUGUAUCAAACAAUCAAAAACAAAUUAAUAUCUAUAUACCUAUAACAAUUUAAUAUUUAUGUAAUUACCUACUCGCCUAAAUUUCUAUAUAACAAAUUAAAUUCAAAUAUAAGUACUAUAGGUAGUACCUAAAUUGGAUACCAAGUAGAACAAUGUGUCAAGAGUAUAGUCGUCAGCAAAAAAUUAACUUGGCAAUUUGUUCAAAAAUUAAAAUUAAAAAGUAUAUGUACAAUUUAUUUUUUAGUGAUAUUUUGUACAUAAAAUAAACCAAUACAUUUCUCGCUGCGCUCAGAACCAAAUAAAAUAUAAUCCGCAUUAGUUGACUUGUCAAAAUUUAUGAUAAAAUUUUAAAGAAGUGCUUAUGUCCUUUUUUUUUUUUAGAAAAAGGGCUUUAGGGUAGUUGAUAGAAAUUUUUAGAAUAGGCCUUGGCACCUACCUAUAAAUAUAUUAUAAAUUCCGACUUAUCUACAUAAAAAUGUAUUAUUUAAUCUGAAAUUUGAUGUGGAAAAACAGCUAUUCUGCGGUGGGGAGGAGCUUGCCCUUCAUUAAACAAAUUCUGGGUGCUCUGCUGUUUUAUAAUGUUUUUUCUUCAUUUUCAACGUGUCUCUCUUCCAUCAAAUAUAAAAUAAAUUAUUCUCAAUCGUUAAAUUAUAGAUAUAACAUAACAUAGUAUUAUAUUAUGAUCAAAAUAUUUUAUUUAUGUACAUUAUUGUUUAGGAAAACCCCCAAUUGUAUUAACGUAUCUUUCAAAUUAAAGAAUUAUCAAUCUCUUAUCAAAAGAUUCUUUUGACAUUUUCAAUAAAGAAUAACGACUUAAUUUAUAAAAUAUUGGGCAAUAUUAUUAUAUUAUUUCUUUAUCUAAUCUGGUAUUAAACUGAUUAGUAAUGAUCGCGAUUAAUGAUUAACGAUUAGCAAUACAUUUUAGUAAGGCUUGUAGACAUUUUGUAUCGAGUAAUAAAUACACAUUGCUGAAAUUUUACAAAAACUUUGUCCAAAGUUUAUUAUUAAAUUAGAUCUGUAUCAGCAGUAUUAUAUUAUUUUCAAAACUCAUUUAUGCUGUCCGUUUCUUGGCAAUUAUAAAUUAUUAUUCUAGGUACUUAUUAACAACUCAUGGUGUGGCGGAUAUUUAUAACUUAUUAUAAUACACAAUGACGUACAACAUAAUAUAAUGCUAAUUAAUUGCACCAGAGUCAAUUAAUGGAAAACAAAUAUAUUUUAAGACUUGAACAAUCUUUAUAAACCAGUGGUUCCCAAUCUAUGUUUCGCCGACCACCUGUUUCGCGUGAUUGCAAAACAUAGUGUGUGGUCACCUUUGUCCGGAGCAGCACGUAAAUAAGCUAAAAGUUUUUAAUCCGAAAAUAUUACAGCCGAUUGUAAAAAUGCUAAACAAAUCAUGCGUGAUAAUGUCUCGGUGGCUAUCAGUUUAAUAUUCUAAUUUCUUUAAUUUAAUUUUUCAAUGUCAGCCAAUAAUAAUAUUAACGUAGUUUUUUUAUUAUUGUUUGCAAUUCUGUGAAUAAAAUAUUUAUGAUAAUUAAUUUAUCGACGUUCAAAUUUAUAUAAUUCAACACUUUCUGAUUAAAAAUUAAAAUAUAUCGGCACUCGGCAGCAUUAGCGCAUAUUCAGUCUAAAACUUGGGAGUGCUAAAAUUAUUUACGAUAGGAUAUCACGGGGGAGUUGCCCCUGACCCCCCCCCCAACAUACACGAAAUUUCAAAAUAAAAUUAUGUAUUACUUGUACCUUAAUAAACAAAAUUGAAAUAAUGAGAUCCGAUUUUCAAUAAUGAAUUUUUCAUUGUCUAAUUAAUAACCAACAAAAGAUGGCCACCUCCAGACCUCCUUAAAAAUAUAAAAACAAUUUAAUUUCAUUAAAAUGAAAUUAUUUUCACCUUAAAUACGAUUCGGCUGUUUUUAUUUUAACUUUUUUUUUUCUAUAACCGCUGUAGUCCGCGAGGCCGUACCUAUAAAAUUGAAAAAAGUACGCAAUAGUGGUUCUCGGAGUUAUUAUAUAUUUACCUACGCGUGUAUUGGUCAUAACGUUUAUUUUAUUAAUAAUAUUUAAUUAAUAUUAAUAAACUCUCAGGUAACGAACUAUAUAAUAAAUUGAAAUACUUGUAUACAGGUAUACUGUAUACCUACUUAUAUGUACAAUAUUAUUACUUAAAAUAUAUAAAAUAGCUAAACUACAUAACUUUUAGGCCCGUUAUUACAGUGUACGGUUAAGUGUCGGUUAACUUCAAAUUUAACAGGCAGUUGAUUCUUACAUAUGUCGGUUAAGUAAAAAGUAUGAUGAUAAUUUAGAAUGAAAAGCCAAACAAAACAGUAGAAACUGACAGAUUUCAAUAAUUUAAAAAACUUAUUAUGAAUCUUUAAGUUAUUUAUUAGGAUAUGUUGUAAUUCAUUUUCAAAUUUGAAUUCCGUCGACCACUAUAUUUCUAUAGUUUUGUCUGGAUUUUAGAUGUAAAUAGACUAGAAUAUAUACAGCCAAUAAUCGGUUUUUUAGAUUUUGAGUGUAGUGAAGAAUGUUUUAGUUUCACGAAGAUGUUUAUUUUUUAUUUAUACUAUAUAAAAAUUCUACCAGAAACCUUGCCCCGAAGUGUCUAGUAUAGCAUCUCAUCUGAAAGAGAAUUUUCUUAGGGUGGUACUCUAAGAAGGUAAAUUUUUGAUUUUCCCCGAAGUUUUCCCAAUAAAAACCGAAAAAAAAAACGGGAAUAUAGAUACAAUAUUAAACAAAUAUUAUUACAAAAAAUAUAUAAUGCAUAAAUAAUUAUUUUACCAUAAUGUGACAUAUAUUGUUUACAAAGUAACACUAUUAACCGAACACCGCUCAGAAUCGUUAAUCGUUGCACACAGAUAUACAUUCAAUUUCCCAUCUACCUCCAACUUCUCACCCACACCAUCGGUGGAUCCAGAAACUGUUUAUAGGGGUGGGGGGGGUUACAUUAUUUAUAUUUUCACUAAAUUAAUUAUAAUCUUUAUAUAAAAUAAAUAAAUAAAAACUGUAGUCCAUUGACAGGGGGCCCGUGCUUCUGUUCCCUCCCCUGGAUCCACCCCUGACCCACGACCAUUCAUCGUGUGAAGUAUGCCGGUCUUUUUUUCAAAUAUCAAAUUAUUAAUCAAUAAUCACGAUAUUGAUGACAAAUUAACCAAAAUUAAUUAAGUUGUCGACAUUGAAAUGGUUCAUAUUUCGAAUUUACUUACAAUAAGUGAAUAUGAUGUAAAAUAUAAUAAAAGACUGACAUACUUCGCACGUGAAUGGGCCUCUGUUAUAGGUGAGAAGUUGAAAAGUUAGGAUAUAGAGGAAAAUUUAAUGUAUAUCUGUACGCAAAGAUUAAUUAUUGCUAACGAAAAAUAAUUCUGAGUGGAGUUAGAUUAUGCAUGUUUUUAAAAGGAUUCACGUAUGUUUUAUGUAUAUUUUUUUUUAAACAAAAUUUAUCAUUAUACACUCAGUAUAAUUUUUUUUUUGCUACAAAGUAUGACUUAUAAUGAACAUCCUAUUAAAUUUUUAAACAUUGGUCAGGUCUAACAAUUUUAUCUACAGAGCACCUACCAAAUAAAAAUUACGUAAAAACAAUCAAAAUUGUAUUGUCUAUAAAUAGCUCAAAAAUGGCUAGUCUUUCAAAUAUUUUAGUAUAUCUAGAAAAGUCUAAUAUAAGUUUUCUAUCUAAAUUUCGUAAAUUUUCCCGUUUUUCUACUUUUUCCCAUUUAAAACCGCUUGAAUAAUCAAAAAAUGACUUCUCUACAGUAUCACUCCCAAUCAGAUUUCCUUUCUGAAUGAAAAUUCAUUAAAAAUAAAUAUCAAAAAUAAUUGAAAAUCGGAGCAAGAUUUAUGUUAGAAAAGUUGUUAUACCAUUAUAAAAGUAUAGUUUAGAUACUGUGUAUAAUUUUUAGGUAAUAAUUACCUAAUACCGAUUUUGCGAUUUAGUUAGACAAUAUUUUCAUAACAUACAUUUUUGAAAAUAAUCCCCCCUCAAUCAUGUUAUUAUUAUUAUUAUUUUACGAAAUCUAAAAAAUUAUAAUUAUAUUAUUGUGUCGUUACCGUGGACCAAUAUAGAAUGAGCGAUCGUAGUAGAUUCGUAUUCGGCAACCAACACCAAAACCGCUGUGCGCUGUGCUUGACUGAGGACGAUAGGAAUUUGCAAAGCUCAACUACGGCCGUUUGCCAGCACAACGCCAGCGUCGAGUCGGCAUUACAUUACUUGCGGAAUUAUGGUUCUUCGAUAAACGCUCCGUGCAUGCCACCGACCCCGUAUAAUCCUCAAGCGCAAGACGUUGGCUUGACCCGUGGCGUCAAUGGAGGAGGUUGCUCGCCGCCUGUUUCGCCCAACUACUACACGCUGGCCGAAUUCCUGUUGCGCAUGAACCGCAUGCAACAGGAUCAUAGCAGUCGUCAGACGCGCCCACCAAUAGGUUUGUCCAGGCCGUAUAAACCCAAGUCUGAGAUGGGAUGUCUUCGGGAGUGCGCUUUCUGCAAGAGCAAUGGCGAAACAGCAGAGUUCUACAAGUCGCACUUUCUCAAGGACCCUGUUGGACGUGUCAGAUGUCCCAUACUUCAACGGUACGUCCAUUCAUACUAUUAUUAUUAUUUAUGUUCAGUGGUGCGGGAGAUAUAGUUGUGGCUGCACGGUGUUGAAAAUAGCUAUUGUUAUGUAGUGAUAUAAGAAUGGUGUUAAGUAUAAAAAAAACAGGAAUUGAAUAAAUCUUGUAAAAUCGAAUACUAAGUGAUAGGAAGAGAUUUAAGGCAACUGAAAUAAGGAUGUGUAAAACAAUGUACAAGACGAGAUAGAUAGAAAGGAAGAGUGUUGGAGAAAUUUCAAGAAAGAAAGUGAUUAAUGAAAACGAUAACAUUAAAAAAAAUCAAGUUAUAGAUCACAUCAUCUGACAUAGUGACUUCAUCAAUAACAUAUUUUUAAUGGAAAUACUAGAAAUACUAGGAAAGAAAAAUAGAAGAAGAUGAGAAAAAGAUACUUAGAAGUAAUAUAAGAUUCAAUGAACCGCCAAUCAUUACAUAAAAUAAACGAGGUUGUAAGAGAGAUGUGGCUUCACCGACAAGGCUUGGAUUUUAGAAAUUGAUGCUGAAGAAGGAUGUAUGAUGUAAUUAGUUAGAUAAGAUUAGAAUUUAGUAUAAAAGGUAGCCAAAUAGUAGGUAAACAGGUAGUCUAUAUAGAAUUAUCAGCAAGUAUAGCAAGAUAAACUGGAGGAAAUAGUUUUUGGUCAUCAUGAGGGUAUAUGAAGUAGUGAAGUAGAUGAAGAAAUUGCAAUAUAAAAAGCAAAAAUUAGGGUAAAUGACCUCAAUUUUACGAGAUAAAAGCAAAAAUGGAAGUAAAUGAUUUUAUGUGUAAAUCAAUUUAUUAAAUAAUAAAGUAGGUAUAUUCGUAUAUUUUUUUUUUAUGUAUGUAUUUCUUUUAAAGAUCCCUUAAGAUUGUGGUAGAUAUAUUGUUUAUUUUACAAAAUGCCUACUAUCUAGACCAUAUUAUAAUCAUUGAUCAAUAUUCAAUAAGAUACCAUAUUUAGUAAGUAUUAAUAUUUUCAAAAUUGUUUUUCUUCUAAAUAAUUUAUAAAACAAACAACUUUAAAAUAUUGCAUUGCUGUUAUUUGGGAAUGAAAUCUAAUUUUUAUUUUCCAAUAGCAACCUUUAUUAAAAAUUACAUACAUAUAUGAAAUUUAAGUUUAUAUACAUUAUAGUGUUUAAUUUUGUCAACCCUUUGACAAAUACUCCACUUAUAAUUUUGGGUAGAGAGAAAGUAAUGGAACACACUACCUACCUAUUAAAAAUCAAAAGUAAGAAGGUACAACAAAUAAUGAUGAUGUAACAUUUUAGUGCUGGUUUGUCUCUUAAAUUUUCUGAAAAAAUGAAAUACUUUUUGAGUUAAUGAAUUUCUGAGUGAUCAAUCUUGAUAAGUUACAAAUAAAUGUAUAUGAUUAAAUGCCGAUUGGUUAGACAAUACUUUACAAUCUUUUGGUUAAACAUGGUAUUAUUAGUUUAUUAAUAUUUUAAAAUGUACUUGUAUGCUUGAUGUUUACAUUAACAUUUAAUUCUAACAUGUGCUUAUAAAUAAUUAAAGGUAUCAGUGUCCGUUCUGUUAUGCAACUGGAGAAAAUGCACACACUAGGCGUUAUUGUCCGAAAAAUCCAAAUAAAAUGUGUUUUAUUAAAGGUGAACAAUUUGUUAUUAAGCAAAAUUUGCAGUGAAAAAUA